AUGUCGUCUCAGAUCAUACCUAUUAAGGACCAGGCCGCUCUUGUGCUUGAAGAUGGGAAAAUAUACAAAAUUCAGCAUCGUAGACAGAGGAAAAUUCUGAGCUGCGUUGCAUGCCAUAAGAGAAAGAUCAAAUGUACAAGAGAAACACCAAGCUGUUCAAUAUGUCUUAAAAAGAAUACUGAAUGCCAUUAUUUUCUCAACGAUCGCAUUUCUCGCGGUGGCCAAACCGCUGCCGAGACAAGCGUCAAGACUACUGACGCUGUCCUCUUAGUGGAAACUCCACAUAGCGAUGACCCUAUAGAGAAGAAAAAACAACUUCUGAUGGCGAUCGAACAAGCCAAGUCGCUGGCCAAUGACGAAAGAAUUCUACUCGAUAUGAAACGAAGACAGAAAAAGGAUGUGGGUGGUGGCAGAAAACAGGAUGGAGAAUAUAGCAGACCGGCUGUUAAGGAGCCCAAGACAUCGGCUCACCAUAACUUCAGCAAUGCUGAAGCCUCGGCACACAAGAAUCUGAGGAACAAUGUCACCGGCAGUGCAAACACCUUGCCACCAAUGUCAAGCUUCUCAAGUCAAGACCGCUUACGUCAAAAUUUUGGUAGAGAUCUAAAUCUUUACUUGCCUACAAGGGAGAGAGCUUUUGAGCUGUUUGAAAUCUACCAUACUACGGUGCACCCUAUCAUUCCACUUAUCAAUAUCCCCAAGUUUUCGAGAGACCUCGAAGCUUUUUGGUUGGAUCCCAAUCGCGGAGGACCGGGGGAUACUGAGUUUCUGGUAAUAUUAAUGCCUGUACUUUACGCCGCAUCCAAAUCUCAGUUCCAUCAAUUCAACGACAACGACGAACUUUUCAGAGAAAUGUCCACGCUUUUCGAAGCCGCCAACGUUUUGUAUGCGCUGUACGAUUUUCCCAACGCUUUCAAUAUCAACAUGAUAACCGGAUCUGUUUUGAUCAACUCCGUCAUCGAAAACCCUAGCAUAACCACAGUGGCUCAGUUAUCACGACUUGCGCAAAGAACACUGCUCACACGCGAUCCUGCCACCUAUCAUGGGAUAGUUGAUCCGGAUAUAGUUCAAUCACGACGCAUCCUUUUUUGGCAGAUUUUUCAGUUGGACACAAUGACCUCACUCUAUAACAACUUGCCGCCGCUUAUAAAGGUGGACGAUUUCGACACGGUGAGGCCUGCCGAAGUAGUCAACGGUGAAAUACACCCAAGCCUAUGUCUUUUGAAUGCAAAACACAGGUUUGUCAUAUUGCUGAAUGAGCUGUGCUCGCUCACCAAUAGAGGUACAUUUCAAGGCCUCAAAGAACGAAUUGUUGAUCUCCACGUUUGUUGCAUGGGUAGCGCUUUAUCCUUACGCAAUCAUGGCAAACAAUUGGGACAAUUAACAGCCAAUGAAGCCAAGUUCAUUGAUUGGGCGGUGUUUAUGCUCAACACGUUCGCAGAUCGAGCUUGUUUGCUUCUUCAUCUCAAUAUUAUCAAGACAUCUUUGCCGAUGCUCAUGAAAAGGCGAAGACUAUGGAAGCAAGAAGAGUUGGUGGCAAAUGGUAAUUUUUCCAACCCAAUCUCAGAAAGCGGGUACGGCAGAAAUUUCUUAACCAUACAAGCGAUCCUAAAUGACAGUGGUAACUUAACAUUGGAUCAUACGUUGGGAGAGGGAUUGAAUUGUUUGACAAAUGCAGGGCUCGUGUACAACUACGAGGAUUUGACCAACAACUUAGUACCUGCAUCACUCCACUACUUGGACGAAUUUUUGAAAUACCAUACGGAUGACACGUUCUCAUGUUAUAACUGGGAGCUCCUUGUGGGCAACAUGCCUAUAAAUGCAAUUACCUUUGCCAUCAAGACUUUAGCAUUGGACUUGAACCGUGCUCAACAGAUGGAUCAAAUCUUGAUUCUACAGCACGAUUUGAGAUACAUCUUGCUAUCAAAAGCUGUCCCCGUGGCCGAGAUGAAAGUGGAUCCCAAAACUGCGGUUUGCAAAAACUGCUUUCAACUCAUCAAACUUCUUUUCAAACUAAUAAUCGUCAAGCAUGGGAAAUAUUUGGAACACAAGAGCAACACCCCUGUGGAUGCUUCGAAGCUAUUUCAGAGCAAGUACGACAUUGGAAAUCCUACUUUGACGAACGGUCGUCCUGGUAUUGUUCCACAACCGAGUGUGGGCUCGAUGGGUAGCUCUGGUACCUCUUCGAGGGCUUCACAACCUUCCAGCGCCAGCGAUGCUGACUUCACUCGUGAUGCAAAUCGAAUACUGAGCAUAACGAGCAUAACUAAUGGCGAGGAUUUUUUGAGCGAUGGAUUCUCAUUUUCGGGGAACCUCAUUUACAACAAUAACUCACUCGACACCUCGUACACAACGUCGUGCGCGCAAAUUGCGCCUCGCACUAUGCGAGCGUUGGCAGCAACGCCCCAAAGCCACCCAAUGUACCGUUCGUUCGAUGACAUCGGUUUUGUGGGAUCCCAGGCCCCUACAAUGGAUCCCAACCUGCCCAUAAACAACGUCUACAUGGCCAAUCCCUUUCCGCGCGAAACUGACAAUCCAACGCCGAUCUCGAUGCCGAUUCCGCCCGAAACUUCUGCGGAACCUGCCAUGGCUCCGGACUUCGCCGCUCCGGGCGGCAUGUACGGCAUGCCUCCUCCGCCAGAGUCCAAGAGCGCAUCUGUCGAACCACAGCAGGAAAUUGAGUGGAUACGCCAGGAGGUGGAACGGUAUAUUUUACUGUUGAACCGCGACAGGGGCCAAAUGGACACUAUUGGUACCGGCGAUGAAUAUUAUCGGGAGUUUGAAAAUGCGCUGCUGGAAAUCAUAUGUGGUAUUCUAAGUUGCUAA
Molecule: messenger RNA, 2826 nt
Organism: Lachancea sp. 'fantastica'
Lineage: Eukaryota; Fungi; Ascomycota; Saccharomycetes; Saccharomycetales; Saccharomycetaceae
Source: the annotation of a GenBank genome assembly